Molecule: messenger RNA, 306 nt
Organism: Psilocybe cubensis
Lineage: Eukaryota; Fungi; Basidiomycota; Agaricomycetes; Agaricales; Agrocybaceae
Exons: 2
Coding region: 1-306 (101 amino acids)
Molecular function (GO): protein binding
Source: RefSeq, a predicted model, not a curated record
AUGUCAAGGGGGUCGUUCUCUGAACUCAACGAAGAUGUCAUCGCCAAUAUUCUUUUAUAUCUGGCUCCCAAAGACAUAAUCAGCCUCAGAUUGACGAAUAAAACCGCGUAUCUCGCGUCUAAGUACCGAGUAGUUUGGUAUGAGGCACUCGGAAAUCGUACACGCGAAGAGAAAAUACUUGGUUUCCCCUAUGACCGUGAUGCGAUGUCUACCGCCGAUCUGGAGAGCGCAUCUGUUUUUCCACAAGCGCUUCUUUGUGAACCCACGGGUCUCACGCAGCCGCCUAAAGUUCCUUCUUUAAAAUGA